Molecule: messenger RNA, 982 nt
Organism: Thrips palmi
Lineage: Eukaryota; Metazoa; Arthropoda; Insecta; Thysanoptera; Thripidae
Product: cytidine deaminase-like
Exons: 2
Coding region: 305-757 (150 amino acids)
Cellular component (GO): cytosol
Molecular function (GO): cytidine deaminase activity; zinc ion binding
Source: RefSeq, a predicted model, not a curated record
CCGGCUCAAGCCCAGCCUCACGCAGCCACCCCCACCAGUCUUGCCCGCGUUGCCCCACGGCCUACGAGGCCGACGCCGCAAGCCCCUACCGCAACUGCAGCAAGGAUCUAAACCGGGCGAUAGCCGAUGUGAGCCGAUGCCGACAGUGCUAGCCAGACUUGCCAGCCGGCCGCGGACUCGCCCACUCGCGUCAGUCGCGCCUAGUCCUAGUUGUUGACGGGGUCUCGACCAAGCGCCAAGGAGCAGCACCACCGUUCAGCACCCUGCCUCAUCCCGCCUAGAGUCCCAGACUUCCCAGACGACCAUGGCGGACGUCCAGAGAAGCGCAGGGAAGAUCGUCGAGUUUGCGACGCUGAGUGCUGAUGUUCAAGAUCUCAUCAAAAGGGGUGUUGAUGUCCGCGAGAGGGCAUACUGCCCUUACUCCAAUUUCAAAGUCGGCUCAGCGAUAUUAUGUGAUGAUGGGUCAAUCAUUACCGGCUGCAAUGUAGAAAAUGGUGCUCAUGGCUCAAUCUGUGCUGAAAGGACUGCAGUAUGCAAGGCCGUGAGUGAAGGAAAACGAAAGUUUGUCAAGAUUGCUGUGGUGGCAGACAAGGAUCGCUUGCAUGAUGAAUUUGUUGCACCUUGUGGUUCAUGCCGCCAGUUUAUUGUAGAGUUUGGGACUCAAAUAGAAAUUCUAUUAUCACCUCCUGAUAUGAGUCAAGUUCUGAUAACUUCUAUUAAGGAAAUUCUACCCUUACAUUUCACACUUAGGGAGUAAAUUUAUGUUUCUCAAGAAUAAAUUAAAAAAUCAUUCCGUUUCACUCCAAAAAUGUCAGUACUUUUUAAAUUUUAGAUGUUUCUUUUUUUUUUUUCAAAACUUACAGGAAAUAAAUAGUUAGAAAACAAUUUGCUGUUUUUGUUUUGUUUUUUAACAAAAGUGAGAAACACUGAACUGAACAGAAACUUGAACAUGCUCUCGAAAAUUAUAAACAAUUUUAAAUCA